Diaporthe batatas is the source of this 1431-nucleotide messenger RNA. RefSeq lists its product as uncharacterized. Gene Ontology annotation, cellular component: ribosome; mitochondrial small ribosomal subunit. Bases 145 to 987 code for a protein of 280 amino acids. The record is from RefSeq and is a predicted model, not a curated record. Gene Ontology annotation, molecular function: structural constituent of ribosome. Gene Ontology annotation, biological process: translation; mitochondrial translational initiation. The transcript is spliced from 2 exons. NCBI's taxonomy places the organism in Eukaryota, Fungi, Ascomycota, Sordariomycetes, Diaporthales, Diaporthaceae.
GCAGCAGCCACCAUCCGACCGACGGCUCCUUGAUCCUGAACACCUCUUCUUCUCCACCGGCGCCGUCGACCUGUCCACCUAUCCGGGAGCAUCGGGCAGGAGAUCCAUUGUUGUGGCCAGUUUGGUCUCAACUACAAUCCGGACAUGAUGGAGCUCCGACCAAUACAGGCAGCCCUGCUCGCGGGCCGGGCUGCCUCGCGACGGGCCGCCGCAGGCCCAUCACCACUCUCACACCCCCUCGCCGCGCCCUCCUUCUACCGAUGCUUCUCCUCGACCAGGCCGUCCCUCUCCGAGGCAGAGGCAGCCGCGCCCCCUCCCACGCCCUCGAUGCAGGAGUGGAGCCGGCAGCAGCAGCAAAAACAACCACAACAGCCGGCCCAGCCGGCAUGGGGGAGACCAGCCGGCACCAGCCCAGGCGCCUCAGCAGGCCUGGCGUCCCUCCUCCAGCCCACAGCCCCACCAUCGACACAGCCCUCCUCGACGACAACAACGACGACGACGACACCCACAACAGCAGCCGCCCCCGCGCCGGCCCGGUCCCCCUGGGCGUCCCCCUCGAGCCCGGCCCUGCGCCACGCCCAGGAGAAGCGCCUGGCGGCCAGGCAGCGCCCGACGCUGACGGACGACCUGAUGGGCGAGCUGGGGCUGACGAUCGGCUCGGGCCCGACGAGCGAGGACCUCCUCAUGACCGGCCUGCGCCUGUCCAACGAGGAGCCCAUCGCCAACGUGAAAUACCGCCUGCGGCCCUCGGUCGGCCGCACCGUCCACCUCGUCAAGGACAAGGUCGACCUCGCGCGCGGCCUGGCCCUGCUCAACCUGCGCGUGCGCACCAACAAGGUCUCGCAGGACGUCAGCCGGCAGCGCUUCCACGAGCGGCCCGGCCUCAAGCGCAAGCGGCUCCGCCGCGAGCGGUGGAGGACCAACUUCAAGGAGGGGUUCAAGGCCACGUGCAAGAGGGUGACGGAGCUCGCCCGCCAGGGGUGGUGAGUCUUGUUGGGGGUGGCCCUUGGGGUGGUUGACAUAUGCGCGAUGAGGAGGAGGGGGUCAGCAAAUCUUGGCAGGGCUUUGGCUUCGCGUUCUAUGGCUCUAUAUUUCUCUCCAUGUACAAUCUGGGGUAGAUGUGCUGUAAGAUGCACCUGUGGGGGGCAAGACCAAAAAAAUAAGCUAGCUGGUUGCCGGCUGGGUGGAUUUGGGUAGAUACGUGUCUGUGCAAAAGCGAUUGUGCCCACGCAACGGCGGCUCUCUGCUUGAAUGGAAUAUACUGCAACAUAGGUUCGAUCGAGACAUGACCAGUACCCUCGGACCUGAAACGCCAGUGCCACCGACAGACUCCAUAGUCCUCGCGCCUUCAAGUACAUGGUCUGAAGACUACCAUACAUGUUACUGCCAUGAUUCAGUCCCCCAGCUACCUACCUAGGUACCUAGGUAGGU